CCAGGACUUUCCCGGCAUCCCCCGCUUCGUCCCGGGGUCAACAUGGCGGGCCGGCACACAGUCGCAACCUCGGGCCGGUGGCUGGAAGGUCUUCGGAAAUGGUACUACAACGCUGCAGGGUUUAACAAACUGGGGCUGAUGCGUGAUGACACGAUCUACGAGGACGAGGACGUAAAAGAAGCCAUAAGGAGGCUUCCUGAGAACCUUUACAACGACAGGAUGUUCCGCAUCAAGAGAGCCCUGGACCUGACCAUCCGGGCACAGAUCCUGCCCAAGGAACAGUGGACGAAAUACGAGGAGGAUAAAUUCUACCUUGAGCCAUAUCUGAAAGAGGUUAUUCGGGAAAGAAAAGAGAGAGAGGAAUGGGCAAAGAAAUAAUCUUGGAAUCUGGAUGCAGCUGGCCUCAGCGAAUUUUGGAGAAGUUGGUCCAAGCUGAAAUGUACAAUUUUUGAGAUUAUUUAAGCUGCAGAUGUAUGUCUCUAAAUAAAUAUCUAUCAUAAUCA
Molecule: messenger RNA, 503 nt
Organism: Suncus etruscus (white-toothed pygmy shrew)
Lineage: Eukaryota; Metazoa; Chordata; Mammalia; Eulipotyphla; Soricidae
Product: cytochrome b-c1 complex subunit 7
Exons: 4
Coding region: 43-378 (111 amino acids)
Biological process (GO): mitochondrial electron transport, ubiquinol to cytochrome c
Source: RefSeq, a predicted model, not a curated record